Molecule: messenger RNA, 1620 nt
Organism: Erythranthe guttata (spotted monkey flower)
Lineage: Eukaryota; Viridiplantae; Streptophyta; Magnoliopsida; Lamiales; Phrymaceae
Product: indole-3-glycerol phosphate synthase, chloroplastic
Biological process (GO): L-tryptophan biosynthetic process
Molecular function (GO): indole-3-glycerol-phosphate synthase activity; phosphoribosylanthranilate isomerase activity
Source: RefSeq, a predicted model, not a curated record
AUAGCACUUCAUUUCCAUCUCUCCACUCAAUACACAUCCAUCCAUACAGAAAACGAGGCACUCCGAGCUCAACUGAAUUUUGAUUUCGUUUCAAUUUUCAAAAAAUACAUACACAUAUAGAUACACAAUAUAUACAUACACACAUACAUACAUAUCUGCAUUCAUGGAAUGCAUGAAUGUGAUAUCGUUAAGGGCAUCAUCGUCUGCGGCUAAUUCAACACAGGGAUUUUCAUUUCAGCAGCUACGAAAAUCCGCAUUUCUCAGGCCUAUGCCGCCGCAGACGCGCGUGCCAAAUCACUCGCCGUUCAAGCAUCAAUCCUUCCCCUCUGUUAAAUCUCAACAGUUUGAAGUGAAAGAUGAAUCCGAAACAGAUACUCCCAAAGUUAAGGAGGGUGAAAUCGGAAUUUACCAAGAUGAAGUGACUGCAAGUCAAGGUAUAAAGAUUAGGAGGCGGCCGCCAACCGGACCGCCAGUUCACUACGUGGGUCCGUUUGAAUUUCGCCUGCAGAACGAAGGGAACACCCCACGUAAUAUUCUCGAAGAAAUUGUGUGGCAUAAGGAUCUUGAACUUGCUCAGAUGAAAGUGAAGAAACCGCUCGUCUCACUGAGGAAACUGCUGGAUAAUGCUCCACCGGUUCGAGAUUUUAUUGGAUCUUUGAAAGAGGCGAAUUUACGGACCGGUUUUCCGGGUUUAAUUGCUGAAGUGAAAAAGGCUUCUCCUAGUAGAGGGGUUUUAAGAGAAGAUUUUGAUCCUGUCCAAAUUGCUAAAGCAUAUGAAAAAGGUGGAGCAGCAUGCCUUAGUGUUUUAACCGAUGAGAAAUACUUCCAGGGAAGCUUCGAAAAUUUAGAGGCCAUUAGAAACUCCGGAGUACAGUGCCCACUCUUGUGUAAAGAAUUUAUAAUAGAAGCAUAUCAAAUAUACUAUGCUCGAGCGAAAGGUGCGGAUGCAAUUCUAUUAAUUGCUGCUAUUUUACCUGAUCUCGACAUCAAAUACAUGCUCAAGAUUAGCAAAAUGCUGGGUUUGACCGUACUCGUUGAGGUACAUGAUGAGAGAGAGAUGGAUCGUGUUAUAGAGAUUCAGGGGAUUGAACUUAUUGGCAUCAAUAACCGUGACCUCGGAACAUUUGAGGUUGAUAUUGCCAACACGAAAAAGCUUCUGGAAGGUGAACGCGGACAAAGGAUACGUGAGAAAGGCAUUACUGUUGUCGGAGAGUCUGGACUUUUCACUCCUGCCGAUAUUGCAUAUGUUCAGGAAGCUGGUGUUAAUGCGGUACUGGUAGGAGAGUCACUUGUGAAGCAGGAUGAUCCUAGUGUGGGAAUAACUCAACUCUUUGGUAAAGAUAUCUCCUCUUCUUGAUGCUGUUUGCGUCGUAUAUACGAUUUUUGUAGCUGCUCUCGAUUGACUAUGGAGACUACGCUUACUUGAGUUACAUCAUCUUGUUCAUUUUUGACUCAUAAAUCCCUCCCUAUAUAUACAUAUUUAAUUUUUUAUUUUUUUCAUUUGUGAAGAUAUCAAAUCUGAAAGUGUAGUUAACCAAGUAUUGUUGUAUGACUGUAUCAGAUAAUUGUGAAUUAAUGUCAAUAUCAUUUUCAGGAAAAGAAAAAAAAAACAUUAUACAA